CGCCGUCGUCCUGCAGUGGUCGUCGCAGACGUUGAAGCUGAAAGGCCCGUCGCUUUUUUAGCCGCCUCUCAGCUCGUCCUCUUCUGUAUCGUAGUAAAGUUGUUUCCUCAGCCACCUGUUCUCACGUUGGUCUUUUGGUUGGACAGGGUCCUCCAUGUGGAUUGAUUUGUUGUUUACCUGCUUUGUCGCCAAGGACCUAGCAAUCAGCACGUAACCCUGGACGUGACUUCCUCUUGUUUCUUGUCUGAAAGUGGAACGGGUUUGCCAUCAUGUCCUCUUUUAAACUGGAUUUUCUCCCUGAGAUGAUGGUGGAUCAUUGCUCUUUGAAUUCUAGUCCUGUCGGCAAGAAAAUGAACGGGUCUCUGGACCACCCCGACCAACCAGAUGUGGACGCCAUCAAGAUGUUCGUGGGCCAGAUUCCACGUUCUUGGUCCGAGGAGCAGCUUCGCGAGCUCUUCGAGCCUUUCGGUGCCGUCUACGAGAUCAACGUUCUGAGGGACCGCAGCCAGAACCCUCCACAGAGCAAAGGAUGCUGUUUCAUCACAUACUACACCCGCAAGUCUGCCUUGGAAGCACAGAACGCUCUUCACAACAUGAAGAUUCUUCCAGGGAUGCACCACCCCAUUCAGAUGAAGCCGGCUGACAGCGAGAAAAACAACGCUGUGGAAGACAGGAAGUUGUUCAUUGGAAUGAUCUCCAAGAAGUGUAACGAGAACGACAUGCGCUUGAUGUUCUCGCCGUAUGGACAGAUUGAGGAGUGUCGGAUACUGCGAGGCCCUGAUGGACUCAGCCGAGGUUGUGCGUUUGUGACUUUCACAGCCAGACAGAUGGCCCAGUCCGCCAUCAAGUCCAUGCACCAGUCCCAGACCAUGGAGGGCUGCUCCUCGCCCGUCGUGGUCAAGUUUGCCGACACUCAGAAGGACAAAGAGCAAAAGCGCAUUACGCUGCAGCUGCAGCAGCAGAUGCAGCAACUCAGCGCCGCGUCCAUGUGGGGCAACCUCACCGGCCUUGGCAGUCUGGGGCCUCAGUACCUUGCACUUUACCUACAGCUGCUGCAGCAGUCCGCCUCCACAGGGAACACACUCAGCAACCUGCACCCCGUUUCAGGUCUUAACGCCAUGCAGAACCUGGCUGCCUUGGCAGCAGCAACUGCCACGCAGGCCUCAGCCACUGGCUCCAGUGCCAUGACAACAUCAAGUAGCCCACUAAGUGCUCUAACAAGCUCAGGCUCCUCCCCCACCUCCAGCAACACCUCCUCAGUCAACCCCAUCGCCUCUCUGGGAACGCUGCAGUCUCUGGCUGCCAGCACUGGAGCUGGUCUCAACAUGAGCUCUCUAGCAGCAGGCAUGGCGGCUCUGAAUGGCAGUCUGGGCUCUGCAGGGUUGUCUAACGGCUCAGGAAGUACCAUGGACGCGCUGAGCCAGGCCUACUCUGGCAUCCAGCAGUAUGCCGCCGCCGCCGCCCUGCCAAGCCUUUAUAAUCAGAGCCUGCUGUCCCAACAGAGCGUCUCGGCCGCAGGAAGCCAAAAGGAAGGUCCAGAAGGUGCCAACUUGUUCAUUUACCAUCUCCCUCAAGAGUUUGGAGACCAGGACCUGCUGCAGAUGUUCAUGCCCUUUGGAAAUGUAAUCUCUGCCAAGGUCUUCAUUGACAAGCAGACCAACCUCAGCAAGUGUUUUGGUUUCGUCAGCUACGACAACCCGGUGUCGUCGCAGGCCGCCAUCCAGUCCAUGAACGGUUUCCAGAUCGGCAUGAAGCGGCUGAAGGUGCAGCUGAAGCGCUCCAAGAACGACAGCAAGCCGUACUGAAGCCAGGCGUAGUUAGGAUAGAAGCUUCUCUGGUAAGUGGAGUCAGAACCGUGCAUUAUGGGACAACCCCUCACCCCUCACGUGCACACGUGCGGCAUGCACAGCUGAGGCUACAGACUGGAUUCUUUCCGUGUUGUUGUGGUUCCUGCACUUUGUUUCCCGCGAUCACGGACGACAAACUGGCGUGUUUUCAUUGAACUUGUUUGCUGUGCUACCUUUCCACAUUUAUGACUUUGAUUGUUAAGACGUCUUGCACUUUGACAGUGUGGUGCCCCAAAUCUUCGUUUCCUUUUUUCUAAACUAUCACUUUCACUUCAGCCCCCCAGCGAACAAACACAUACACACACUUUCCCUCGAGCACACACAUUUUAUACUCGGUGUUACACCGGCUCACCUGAAGAGGGAGCCCCAUCACAGCAAAUGUCCUCCAUGUUUUCACAACAGAAGCCUCUAAAACGCCUCAAAGCUGUCAAUCCUGCAAAUGCUCUACUUCAUCUUUUUUUUUUAAAGUUCUCGAUUCUGUCUCACAUUCAGUCAAUCAUCGUACUUUCGUUUUAGUGACCCGGCUAACAGAGACACUUCCACAAACGUCCCUCGGCGCGCUAGCAGCAGGCUAUCGUCUUUCUCUGUUGACGUCACAUGACUCCACACCAAAACCUGCUAGUUGCUCUAAGGAAUCCAUUUUUUUCUGUGAGUUUUUUCGUGUCUUAGUUGGACGUGAGGCAGUGAGAUGUACAUUGAAGGCUCUGCCUCUUCUAUUUUUAUAAAAGGUUUUAUACUUCUCCUGUGUGCUGGGGAACUAUUUAUUGCCUAAAUUAUUUAUCUGGUGUAUUUUACGAAGACAAAUGUGUCGAACAACUCAAAUGGAUUUCCCGGUGUGUGCGUGUAUGUUGCUGUGAUCCAGUCACGUUAACUGUCGCACACACUCAGCUGUCCAUCCUCUAAUGCUGAUGUGAGUCAUAUUAAUAGUUACUAUUAGUCACAUUAUUCUACUAUAGUCAACUCCAUUCAACAAUUCUAUGUUGCAGUUGACCUUUUUAGUCUCUCCUUGUCACUCUUAUGUUUGAACCCUAAAAGAUCAAGUACAAUUGUCAUUGGCAGGGAAAGAGUUAAACAGGAGUCAUGUGAUUCUCAUUGGCCACCCAGGUGUGCCCAUUAGUAAGCCACACGCGGUCACGGUUAGGAAACAAGCGGGCGCCGCACGGGGACAACAGUAUUUCUCGCUCUUUGGGCUUAAUAGCCGCGGUUUGUCUGCUGUGUUGUUUCUACAUCACUUCCUGUGCGGGACACGUCCUCACAUAUGUUUGGAGAGACAUUUUUAUUUUUUGUGCAACUAAAGCAAAAAUGGUUUUGCUACCAAAAAGGAUAUGGUAUAUUGAAAUAAUAACGAUAUAUACAUAACCAAAAAGUUUUUGGUUGCAAUUUAUAUAUUUAACAAAAAAUGUUUGGGUUACAAUUUUAUUUUGUGGCAAAAACUUCCGUAAAAAUAUUUUUGGGUUGCAAAUUUUUUUUUUUUUAGCUGCAAAUAAUUUUUGGGGUUGCAAAUAUUUUUUGGGGGGUACACAUAUUUUUUGUGUUGCAAAUAUGUUAUUCGGUUUGAAAAAACAAUUUGCAAACAAAACUGGAUUUGAAAUACAGUAAUAAAAAAAUACAUAUUUUUAUACAAAUAUUUUUUUGGGUUGCAACUUUUUUUUGGGGGGGUAAAAAUAUUUUUUGGGACGCAGAUAUUUUUUGGUGGGUACAAAUCAUUUUUGGGGUGCAAUUAUUGUUUUUUUGCUGCAAAUCAUUUUUUGGGUUGCAAAUAUUUUUUGUGGGGUACUCAUAUUUUUUGUGUUGCAAAUAUUUUAUUGGGUUGGAAACAAACAGUUUGCAGACAAAAUGGAUUUGGAAAUACAGUACUAAAAAGUACAUAUUUUUAGACAAAUAUUUUUUUUUUAGUUGCAAAUAUUUUUGGGGUUGCAAAUUUUUUGGGGAGGUAUAAAUAUUUUUUGGGUUGAAAGAAUUUUUUGGUAUGCAAAUAUUUUUUGUGGGGUACUCAUAUUUUUUGUGUUGCAAAUAUUUUAUGGGUUGGAAACAAACAGUUUGCAGACAAAAUGGAUUUGGAAAUACAGCACUAAAAAGUACAUAUUUUUAGACAAAUUUUUUUUUUUUAGUUGCAAAUAUUUUUGGGGUUGCAAAUUUUUUGGGGAGGUAUAAAUAUUUUUUGGGUUGCAAGAAUUUUUUGGGAUGCAAAUAUUUUUUGGGGGUACAAAUCAUUUUUAGGUUGCAAAUGUUGUUUUUUCUAGCUGCAAAUACUUUAUGGGUUGCAAAUCAUUUUUUGGGUUGCAAAUCAUUUUUUGAGGGGCACACAUUUUUUGGGUUGCAAAUAUUUUAUUUGGUUGGAAAAAAAACUGUUUGCUAACAAAAAAUUGAUUUGAAAUCCAAUAAUAAAAAAUACAUAUUUUUAAAAAAAAUGUUUGUGUUGCAACUUUUUUUUUUUUUAGUUGCAAAUAUUUUUGGGGUUGCAAAUUUUUUUGGGGGUAUAAAUCAUUUUAGGGGUGCAAAUAUUUUUUGUAGUUACAAAUAACUUUUUUGGUUGCUAAAAAUAUUUGGUUGCCAAUCAAUUUUUGGUUGCAAAUCUAUUUUUUGGAGGACUUUAUGCACACGUUUUUCUAAGUUCAGAAUAAAUGUACCAAAUUGUCCAGUGUUCAACAGUUCGUAUUCGUCUUUGGUAUUUCCCUCCGAAUGUGUUGAGGGCGGAAGUAGUCAGUCAACGUCAUCAUCCGAGACUGACCAAUAAAAAGGCUUCUGACAUAUUGUUCAGAGGAGGUCCCGCCCAUUAACAUUGAAACUGAGUCAUAACCAAAAUGUGUUUGCAACCCAAUAAAAGAUUUGUAACUAAAAAAUAUGAUUUGCCACCCAAAAAUAUUUUGUAACCGGAAAAGAAAAUUGUAACCAAAACUUUUUUUUGUUUGAAAAUAAAAAAUUUUGGGUAGCAAAUCCAUCAUUUUCGUUUGCAAAUAUUUUUUGGGAGUUUCAUAUCCAUUUUUUCUUUGGUUGCACAAAAAGACACAAGUUUCUCUCCAUACAUGUGACAUCAGAGUCAACUUUUUGCCUCGUCUUUCGUUACCAGGUAUACUACUUUUGUUGCUUGCCGCCAACCGGGCCGUGCGAAAGACCGCCGCUGAGCCACGAAAAGAGAAACUUAUUUUUAUAGAAGCGACUGUUCGAGAGAGAGCCAGAAUCUGUUUUUAUCGAUACCCACGUUGUGCGCGGUCCUCCCAGUGUGCCCGACCCUCUGGGUUGUUGUGGUUUUUGUGUGUCUUUGUUUUGAGUGCUGACGUGUGCGUCCUAAAUUAUGGGGGAAAUAAAACACAACUUUUUGAGCAAAGAGUGAUAUAUUUUUUGUUGUUGAAUGCUGGCAAAGAGUUCCUACCUGACGGAUGAUGUUGAACAUCCAGGCCCCCCCCCCCCCCCUUUUUUUUGUGGAGAAUCAUCCAGAGGAUCCACAGAACCGCUUGUUUUGUCACAGUAGUUUUAAGAUGCAUGUUUUUUUAUAUAUACAGUAUAUCUGCACUGAGAUUCUUGACAAAAUGUGAUCAAGUUUGUAUUAAGUUUAAAAUGACAAAUAAACUGGUGCCAAAUGUUUUGC
Molecule: messenger RNA, 5436 nt
Organism: Entelurus aequoreus (snake pipefish)
Lineage: Eukaryota; Metazoa; Chordata; Actinopteri; Syngnathiformes; Syngnathidae
Gene: celf1
Product: cugbp, Elav-like family member 1
Exons: 13
Coding region: 270-1805 (511 amino acids)
Biological process (GO): mRNA splice site recognition; regulation of alternative mRNA splicing, via spliceosome
Cellular component (GO): nucleus; ribonucleoprotein complex; cytoplasm
Molecular function (GO): mRNA 3'-UTR binding
Source: RefSeq, a predicted model, not a curated record